UAUGACUGUGAGAUGGAUGAAAUGCUUUCUUUUUACGUGGAUCUGGUGAGAUCCAACACGCAACCAAUCCGGUAUUUGGUCUUUCCACCCAAAUAGGCAGAAGCUCUAACUGUGGUAAAUUUAUAGAGGAACUGGGAUUGGGACUGCCUUCUGCAGAAUGUUGAAGAUUGGGUGUAAAGGAACGAUCUCUGAUGUCAUGGUCAGGAGCAGCAGGGACACAGAAGGAGCUGGAUUUGGGGCGAGGGACCAUAGCAGACAGAUUGCUGGCAGGACCCUUACUGUCCUGGUCCAUUUUUCUACAAAAUCUUUGAGGUGCCUAGUUUGACGGUUGUCAAAAACGAUGGGCCGCAAGGAGGAGUGUGUUUGCUGGAAGAAACAGACCCUGAACAUCACCGACAGUUUCCAGUUAAUGGAACGGCUGGGGUCAGGGGCCUUUUCCGAAGUGUAUAUGGCAAAAGAAAGGGCAACUGACAAAAUGGUAGCUUUGAAAUGUGUUCAGAAAAAUGAUGUAAAUGACAUCUCAUUAGAAAAUGAAAUUGCCGUUUUGAGAAGGAUAAAGCAUGAAAACAUUGUAGCUCUGGAGGACAUCUAUGAAAGUCCCACUCACUUCUACCUAGUUAUGCAACUUGUGUUAGGAGGAGAACUUUUUGACAGGAUUCUAGAGCGUGGGGUUUACACAGAGAAAGAUGCCAGCAUUCUGAUUCAGCAGGUACUUGAUGCUGUGAAAUACCUGCAUGAGAAUGGAAUUGUACACCGAGACUUAAAGCCAGAAAACCUGCUGUACUACAGCCCUGAUGAAAACUCCAAGAUUAUGAUCAGUGACUUUGGUCUUUCAAAAAUGCUGGACAUGGGUGUGAUGUCAACAGCAUGUGGUACACCUGGCUAUGUGGCUCCUGAAGUUCUAGACCAAAAACCAUAUGACAAAGCCAUUGACUGCUGGUCUAUUGGAGUAAUUGCAUACAUUCUGUUAUGUGGUUACCCUCCUUUCUAUGAAGAGACUGAGACUAAACUAUUCGCACGGAUUUCAAAUGCUGAUUAUGAAUUUGACUCUCCAUUCUGGGAUGAUAUUUCUGAACUUGCAAAAUCUUUUGUCAGGCACUUGCUGGAAAAGGACCCAACAAAGCGCUUCACUUGUGAACAGGCUUUACGACACCCUUGGAUCACAGAGAACACUGCUCCACUCCAUGAUAUCUAUCAUAGUGUCAGUGUUCAGACCACAAAGAACUUCGCAAGAAGUAAUUGGAAGCGAUUAAUCAAUGCUGCAUUAAUAGUGAAUUACAUGAAGAAGACACAAUUAUCAUCAGGCCAGCAAUCACGGGAAUGCAGUUACAAUUGCUACCAGAGUGACUCCAAAUGGUCAUAUUUACAAAUUUCUAAGAAUCUAUCACAACAAAGUGUUACAGACCUUUCAACAAAGGAGUCAGCACCAUUGGUGACCAUCAAAGUUGCCAAUCAGAGCAUUUCAUCAAACUAUGUUGAAAAGGAGCAUCCUCACCAAUGGACUAGUGAGAGUGCAUUAGCUUGUGUGAUGUUAGAUGUGAAGAAAAGCAAUGGACUAACUAAACAGGAUAUGGCUGCAAGUUAUGCAGUAAAUAGAAAUGUGCAUGUUGGCACCAGUGAAGAAGGAAAGGAGACAGAGAUUUCCACUGCUGCAACCAAAACUCUUUCGUCAAGUAAAGCUCAAGACCAAUCAACUUCAUGUCCACAUGCAAACCCAAAGAAAUGGCCUAAAUUUGAACGGGGCAACAACACAAAGACUGGGGUGUGCUUGAUUAUGUAAUGUAUGUCAUUGGAAUGCACUAGACUACUGUCAUGCACCUGUGGAACAAAUGGAUACUCAAUCAUUUUUGGUUUUCAUGGAGAGAAAACAACUGCAAUCACUGCAAGGGAAGAUAUUUCACAGAAGUGAGAAAGGAGAUGUACAACAUGUUAUUUGGGUCCACCUUGUGACUGUUGCUCCUCAUU
Molecule: messenger RNA, 1965 nt
Organism: Rhincodon typus (whale shark)
Lineage: Eukaryota; Metazoa; Chordata; Chondrichthyes; Orectolobiformes; Rhincodontidae
Gene: camk1gb
Product: calcium/calmodulin-dependent protein kinase IGb
Exons: 14
Coding region: 341-1780 (479 amino acids)
Biological process (GO): peptidyl-serine phosphorylation
Cellular component (GO): intracellular anatomical structure
Molecular function (GO): ATP binding; calcium/calmodulin-dependent protein kinase activity; calmodulin binding
Source: RefSeq, a predicted model, not a curated record